UUGACAGGAUCCACCUUUACUUUGUUCUACAUUUGGUGAAGAAGGCUGCUGGCGUGAGAAUUAGGCCUCGCCGGAGAUCGAACCGUCGAAGUGAAGAGAGAGAAAAGGGGAAGGGCAGACCGGGCGGAAUAUAGAAACUCCGCUGAUCGGAUUUCCUCCUCCCCGCCUCCCAUAAUCCCGGAAAGUUUGCCUGCCCCAUCUUUUUUUUAUCGCGGGCUUCCCGCCAAUUCGUCUUCGCCAUCUGAGGAAGUGGAGAGAAUAAAAAAACCUAACACGAUACAAACUUCGUUUUUCUUCCUCUUUCUAUCUUUCAUUUUCACUCAAGUUUUUCUGAUCCAGAGCCUCACAUUUCUGGUUGACGUAUAAAUAGACUUUUUUUAGGAAAAAAAUUCUUGAAGUUACCUUCUCAAGAUUACCAGCUUCUAGUUGGAGGUUUCAGCUGUUUUUUGGCGUAGCAAACGUCUUUUUCCUUGGAUAUUGGAUAUUCGUCAUAGUAUUUGUUUAAUCGCUUCCCAGCUGUUGAAUUUGGUUUUUCCUGAAAGAUGGACCAGUUUGGUGUGUUAACUGCAAGUUAUGGGUUGAAGCCACAAGGAAAAUCGGCUCCCAUGGCGUCAGCCAAACAAGCCACAAAUUUUGGUGGCUCGCAAUCCGGAAAUUUCGGCAUCAAUACAAGUCUCCACUCCAAAUCUGCCCAAUAUGGAUCAAGAUCUCCUCAACAUCCCACUUUUGAUUGUGGUUCUUUUCUAGAUGAUCAUAAUGGGGUUUUUGGAUCUCCUGGCAAUAAGAAGAGCCAGCAUUUUGGAAGUCUUGAUGAUGAGAUUGAUAUUUUUGGUGGACCAAAUAAACCCGCCUUUCAGGCGAACGCUAGUGGUGGCGAUUCAUUUGGUUUUGAUUCAAUAUUCAUGGGGUCGAAUAAUUCGGUUUCGAGGCCUUCAGCAUCGAAUAAUUAUGUUGAUGACAUAUUUGGUGGAAUACCUGACCUGGAGAGCUCGAUUCCUGCCAAAACUGAGCACGGCCUUCCGGCAUUUCCUUCGCCAACUAAGCAACAUGUUCCUAUUGACGAUAUACUGGGUAAGACUGGUUCGCUGCAAUCAAAAUUCAAAACUUCUAACAAGAAAGGAUAUGAAGGGCUUACCAAGUCGGCACCUGAGUUUGAUGACUUGAUACCUGGAUUUGGUGGUAGCAGUAUUACAAAUAAUAGAGCACCUACCAAGGCGAAUAGGCCUAGCAAGCAGACUGUAACUUCACAUGAUGACCCAUUUUUGGUAUUUGAAACAACUUCAACAAGUGAGUCUUCAGGAUCAUUCCUGGACCCAUUAGAACAGAUUACCAAGUUAAAUAAUUCCGGAGGCACAAGAGGUAGCUCCAACACCCCAUCAUUGAGACCUCCACCAAGACCGACUAAUGGUUUAAAUGUAAAUAAAGCUAGCAGCUCGGCUUUAUCAUCAUCAAUAGAUGAACUUGAGGUAUUUGCCAUGGGUCAGGUGCGGAGUAAUGCCAGGGCCCAUAUUCAUGGUCGUGAAAAUAGACAAAACUCAGUGGCUAAGACAAACAAAAGUAAAGGAGCUCCUGAUUCAGCAAAAGUGAGUCAAAUGAAAACCGUGGAUGAUCUUGAAUCCUUUUUCAGCAUGAGUUCUCGAUCAAGCAGUGCACCAAAGUCAAGGGCCACAACCUUGGAUCAAACAGUUGAUGGCCAAAUGCAAAACAAAAGAAGAUCUGAAGUGCCUCAAAGAGUGCCAUCUGGAUCCACCGCCAGUAUGAGGAAAUCUUCAUCAACAACAUCGUUUGAUGACCUUUCACUAAUUUUUGAUUCCUCCUUAUCGUCAAAAUUUGAGGGAAUUGAUGGGGAACCUGAGGAAAGACGAAAAGCAAGACUGCGGCAUCAUCAAAGGACAGAGCAGAGAGCGGCAAAAGCAGUGGCUGAUAUGAAGCAGCGGAACCUUCAAAGCACAAUGGAGCAACAAGAGAGGCGUAGAAUUGCUGAAACUCUGGAUGCUGAAAUUAAGCGGUGGGCUGCUGGGAAAGAAGGCAAUAUGCGGGCUUUGCUAUCAACAUUGCAAUAUGUGCUUUGGCCUGAAUGUGCUUGGCAGCCGGUGUCUUUGGCUGAUAUUAUUACUUCUGCUUCAGUCAAAAAAGUUUAUAGAAGAGCAACAUUAUGCGUUCACCCUGACAAAGUUCAACAGAAAGGUGCUAGUCUUGAACAGAGAUAUAUUGCGGAGAAGGUUUUUGACAUCCUUAAGGAAGCCUGGAACAAGUUCAAUGCAGAAGAGCUUUCUUAGGUCCGGUGGCUGAACUGUCCCUCUGAAUCAAUAAAUCUAUCUUGGACAAGCCCCCAUUCUUUCUUGGGACUACUCACCUCCUUGCUGAUAGAUUGUUAUUAUGCCGUUGGGGUAAAUAUUACUUGGCAUUGGUUGGCUGAGAGUAUCCUCAUGUGAAUUAAUGUUGAUUAAGGAUUCUUCGCACAUUUGGAAGUCCAUGACAGUUGAGAUAGGCCUGGCUAAAUUUCAGUCAGGCCCUCCCUAUCAUGUAAACAGAGCUUAUCUGACGUCGAGAUAUAUACAUCAUUUGUACAUCAUACUUUUUGGUGGUAAUGGGGGGAAUUCAUCGAUUUGCUUAAAUUGCGAGUUGUAACUAGGCUUAUGUCGGAUUCUUUACCUUGAUAUGAUGAAACAAAGAAAUUCUUAAAGUGAUUUCUGCCUCGAAUUUGUAAGAUUGUAUGUGAUUAUGAUUCCUCACGCAUAUGUUUUGUGGCUGGUGGUCUUCCUUUCACCCACUAUUGUAAAGCUAAACAGGUUAUACGUCAAGAGAGAACAAUAUUUAGAUUGAUUAUCCCUCUUACAAAA
Messenger RNA from Neltuma alba, 2843 nucleotides. RefSeq names its product auxilin-related protein 2. The coding region runs from base 543 to 2279 and encodes 578 amino acids. NCBI's taxonomy places the organism in Eukaryota, Viridiplantae, Streptophyta, Magnoliopsida, Fabales, Fabaceae. The record is from RefSeq and is a predicted model, not a curated record. Gene Ontology annotation, biological process: clathrin coat disassembly; clathrin-dependent endocytosis. Gene Ontology annotation, cellular component: intracellular membrane-bounded organelle; vesicle; cytoplasm. The transcript is spliced from 9 exons. Gene Ontology annotation, molecular function: clathrin binding.